Molecule: messenger RNA, 4122 nt
Organism: Caenorhabditis angaria
Lineage: Eukaryota; Metazoa; Nematoda; Chromadorea; Rhabditida; Rhabditidae
Source: the annotation of a GenBank genome assembly
AUGAUGAAUGGUUGGUCGACGUUGGGAAGUGGAAAUUUGAGAGAUGCGUUGAAAUUGCCACCGGGAGAGGAUAGAAAUGAAUGGCUUGCGGUGAAUUGUGAGUUUUUUUUGGCUGAAAAUUUGAAAAUCUGGAAAAAUUUGGGUUUUUGGGAUGCUGAAAAUUCAAAAUUUCAAAAAAUAGGUUUUUCUGGCUGAAAAAAAUUUCGAAAAUUCUGAAAAAUUCUAGAAAAAUUGAUUUUUGAGAUGCUGAAAAUUCAAAAUUUCGAAAAAAAAUGUUCAAAAAACUGCAGAGCACUAAAAAAUCUCCAAAUUUUCUGAGCUCUUUUUUUGCCACGUCAUAACAUUAAGUUUUUUUUGGCUGGAAAAUUUUUCGAAAAUUGAAAAAUUCUAGAAAAUUUGAUUUUUGAGAUCUGAAAAUUCAAAAUUUCAACAAAAAAUGUGCUCCAAAUUUUCUGAGCUCUUUUUUUGCCACGUCAUAACAUUAAGUUUUUUUUGGCUGGAAAAUUUUUCGAAAAUUGAAAAAUUCUAGAAAAUUUGAUUUUUGAGAUCUGAAAAUUCAAAAUUUCAACAAAAAAUGUGCUCCAAAUUUUCUAGAGCUCUUUUUUUGCCACGUCAUAACUGUAGGUUUUUCUUUGCUGAUGGGGCUAUUCAGCGAAAAAAAAUGUUUUCUCAACGGGAGAAAAGCGAAGAAAACCUAUUCAAGUCGGUUGAGAAAACAUAAAAAUCAAACACUUAAAACACACAAAUUGCGACGAGACCCAACGAAAAACAACAUGUUCCUUUGACAUUUUGCAUUACUGUAAAUUGGUCCCGUUGCGAUUUUCUACAGUAUCUUAAAGGAACAUGUUGUUUUUCAUUGGGUCUCGUCGCAAUUUGUGUGUUUUAAGUGUUUGAUUUUUAUGUUUUCUCAACCGACUUGAAUAGGUUUUCUUCGCUUUUCUCCCGUUGAGAAAACAUAUUUUUUUUCGCUGAAUAGCCCCAUGAAAAAAAUUUCAAAAAAUCUGGAAAAAUUGAUUUUUGAGACCCUGAAAAUUGAAAAAUGUCCAAAAAAAAUGUCCAAAAAACUGCAGAGCACUAAAAAAAUGUGCUCCAAAUUUUCUAGAGCUCUUUUUUUGCCACGUCAUAACUGUAGGUUUUUUUUGACUGAAAAAAAUUUGAAAAUUCUAGAAAAAUUGGGUUUUUGAGAUCCUGAAAAUUCAAAAUUUCAAAAAAAAUUUUUCUAAAAAAUUUUCUAGAGCUCUUUUUUUGCCACGUCAUAACUGUAAAUUUUUUUGGCCGAAAAAAUUUGAAAAAUUCUGGAAAAUUCUAGAAAAAUUGAGUUUUGAGAUGCUGAAAAUUCGAAAUUUCAAAAAAAAAAUUUAUUCAAGAAACUCCAGAGCACUAAAAAAAUGUGCUCCAAAUUUUCUAGAGCUCUUUUUUUGCCACGUCAUAACUGUAGGUUUUUUUGGCUGAAAAUAAUUUCAAAAAUUCUGGAAAAUUCUAGAAAAAUUGAUUUUUGAGAUGCUGAAAAUUCAAAAUUUCAACAAAAAAAUGUCCAAAAAACUGCAGAGCACUAAAAAAAUGUGCUCCAAAUUUUCUAGAGCUCUUUUUUUGCCACGUCAUAACUGUAGGUUUUUUUUUGCCUGAAAAAAUUUGGAAAAUUCUAGAAAAAUCUAUGAAAAUUCAAUUUUUGAAAUGCUGAAAAUAAAAUUUCGAAAAAAAAUUUAUUUUUAGAGCACUAAAAUCUCGCAGUUUUCAUCUUUUUUGCCACGUCAAACUGUAGGGUUUCGAUUUUGGCAGAAAAUCCAUUUCAGAAAAUUCUGGAAAAUUCUGGAAAAAUUGAUUUUUGAGAUGCUGAAAACCGGAAAUUUGUCUGAAAAAAAAUUGAGCUAUGACGUGGCAAAAAAAAUGUGUACUAGAAAAUUGUGCUCCAAAUUUUGCCAGCCUGUAGGAAUUUUUUAGAGCUCUGAAAAUACCUGGCUCAAAAUUCGGAGCACUUGGACAUUUUUGUGAAAUUUUGAGGUGCUUAAAAAUCAAUUUUUCUAGAAUUUUCCAAUUUUCGAAAUUUUUCAGAUAAACCAACAAAAAUUCAGAUGAAAACUAUUUUGUUGUUCAAUUUUUCUGAAUUUUUGUUGAAAAAUUUAUCUGAAAACAGAGCUAUGACGUGGCAAAAUGUGCACUAGAAAAUUGUGCUCCAAAUUUUGAGCCAGGAAUUUUCUGAAAAUCCUCCCAAAUUUGCCACGUCAUAACUUUUUUUUUCAGAAAUUUAUUGAUUUUUGGAACAAAAAUAUGCAGUUUUCAUUUUUUUGAAAUUUUUUUUUUUAAAUUCAAAAUACAAAAACUUCCUGAAUAGAAUUCUCAGAUAUUUUUAAACCAAAAUUUCCAAAAUUUUUUUUCCAAAAAGUUUUUUUUGCAGUAAUUGAUCUUGUGAAACAAGUUCGAAUGCUCUUUGGAGUUUUGUGCGAAUCCGAAUGCACCGAUUCAAAAUGUCCCGAAAUGACGGCAAAAGAUCGUGUUUAUACAUGGACGAAUGAUGAAACUGUGUAGGUUUUUCCCCGGAAUUUGCUAGAAAAUCAAAAAUGAAAAAAAAUCAUUGCAGAUUAAAUACAAGUGCUCCUCAAUAUAUCGAUUUAUCACUUUCCUGGUGUCAGAUGAAUAUUGAUGAUGAAAAUGUUUUUCCGUCGGAAAUUGGUGGGCAUUUUUGUUUUUUUGAGCCAAAAAUCGAGAAUUUUUGAAAAUUUGUGCCGAAAAAACAUAAAAAAACGAGUUUUUCAGCCGAAAAUGAUGAAAAAUCGAUAUUUUUCAAGCUUCUGGAGUGAUUUCUGAUGAAAAUUGACCUUGGAAUUCACUUUCCAGAAGGUUUUGCUGAUUUUUUUUGAUGAGAGGAGCUCUGAGGAGCACAAAAUGAGCUGAAAAUCGAGAAUUUUCGAAAAUUCGAGGUUUUUAGAGCCUGUAGGGAUGAUUCACGAACGAAAAAAUGUUUCAAAACUCUUUUUCCCAAACCUGAAAAUUUUGAAUUUUCUGAAAUUUCGCGCCUAGGAUAACUUUCAGCGGGAAAAUUUGAAAAUUCUACAUCAAAAUCUAAAGAAAUGCAAGAUUUUUGAAAUUUGUGCUUCUGCAAAAAUUUAUUUUUCGCAAAAUUAAAAAAUUUGAAUUUUCAUGAAGUUCCCGCCUCCAAAAAAAUCAUUGAAAAUUGAAAUGUUUGAAUCUUUUCGAGUUUUUCAGCAAAAACCAAAAAUGAUGAAAAAUCGAUAUUUUUCAAGCUUCUGGAGUAAUUUCUGAUGAAAAUAAGCUUCAAGAACCCUAUUUUGCUUUAUUUUAUGCAUUUUUUCGAAUUUAAAAUUUUUUAUUUUCCGAAAAAUCAGUAAAACCUUCUGGAAAUUGAAUUCCAAGGUCAAUUUUAAUCAGAAAUCACCCCAAAAGCUUAAAAAAUUCUCGAUUUGUCAUCAUUUUUGGCUGAAAAACCUUGAAAAACUAAUUUUGACCUGGUCAUCUGCGAAAUUUGUGGGUACUGUAGGUUACUACGGUAGAGCGGGAGAUUUGCGAAAUUUUGAUACGAAAUAAGGUUGGGUUGCCACGUGGCAAUGAUUUUUGAUUGAAAUUUUGAAAUUUUGAUUUUUAGCGCUAAAAUAUGCGACGUGGAUUUCUGAAAUAAAAAAUUUCAAAAAUUUUUGAAACAGUGAAAAAUUUCAAUGUUAGAAAAUACAUUUUUUUUUCGUUCGUGAAGAGACCAAAGUCACAUUUUUUUGGUUAGAAAAUCCUGUUUUUUUUUUCGAAAAAAGGCUCAAUUUUGUGAAUUUGGGUAAAAUCUUCUUUAACAUGAGUAAUGGGCUCUGAAACCGCUUGAAAAUCCAAGAUUUUGGCUCAUUUUUGGUCCCAAAUUCUAUUAAAAAAUUGCUUGCAGGCAAAAAAUUUCCCCCAAUCUUCGACGAAAUUUGCAAAACAAUAAUGCGUCGACUAUUCCGAAUCUACGCCCAUGUUUAUCACUGUCAUCUAAAUCAUUUCAAAGAAAUCAAAGCGUUGGCACAUUUGAAUACGUCAUUCAAACAAUUUGUGCUAUUUGCCAAUCAAUUUGAAUUGUUGAAACGCGAGGAAACUGAACCAUUGAGAGGAGUUAUUGAAAGUCUUAUGAGUUCCGGAUGA